AUGUAUGAACCAGUUGAGAAAAAGGUCCACAAUUUUAUAGAUGUGGAGUUUAAGGAAGACCAUUGUGACAAUUGGGAGGAAGUUGAAGAAAAUGAGAAACAUGCUCAAUGGAAGGAGGGUGAUGUGAGAGAAGAAUUGAUCAUGUACCCUGAAGUGCCUCUGGCAAUGAGGAUGUCUAGUCAUCUUCUGUUUGGAAUUGUUCGAAUACACGCCCAACAAGUGGAGUCUCUUCUUAGAGACUCCAAUACUCUCCUGAUAGAGAUACGGAAUGCUUUUACUUCAACAGACCUGAUGAAUCUGAGUCAUGCAACAUUCGGGUCUGUCUUGCCUGACAAGUUCAAACUUGAUUCCUUAGACAUUGAUACUGAUUUCAGUGAGAGUUCUUGGGACAAUCAUCUGAAGGACACCAAAGAAAUAACCCUUGAAGAUUAUUCUGGCACACUUGUGGGUGCAACUCUCGGUGCUGAACACUGUGAUCCUUCUAAUCGCCAGCUGAGAGCUGCAUUGCUAAGUUACAAUGAUGGUUAUCCAAGUUAUCAAGGAACUGAAAUCAUGCGUGAGGCAGCUUUCUUUCAGUAUGCUUCUGAAAUGGAUCUCUUUUGCCCAGACCAAAGGGAAGACAGAUUGGAACCAGAUUGGGAUCUGAUGAAAAUCUUGGAAAAAACAGAAGCCGAUAAUUUAGGGGUUGAGUUAGUUCCAGCAGCUUCUCCUCUUUCAUCUCAACAACACCAACAGCCAAUUUCUAUUUUAUCAGAAGAGACUCCGGAAUUUUUGGACCCUGACAGUGAUUACGGAUGGGCAUCACCUACCUUGCAGAUUCCUUCAAUUCCUCAGCCUCAGCAGACCCUUCCCAAAGAAAUGAUAAGCCAUCAAUAUGAUAUUAACACAACAAUUCUGAGUGACAAGUUUAUGAAGAAAAGGAUUGCUGAUUCCAGCAGCAUCCUGCGUCCAAGAAAGAAUUUCCGACGAGACCCUCUGGGCAGGGUUGGGCAGUGA
Messenger RNA from Daucus carota subsp. sativus, 996 nucleotides. RefSeq lists its product as uncharacterized. Gene Ontology annotation, molecular function: protein binding; chromatin binding. The transcript is spliced from 7 exons. Gene Ontology annotation, biological process: replication-born double-strand break repair via sister chromatid exchange; sister chromatid cohesion. Gene Ontology annotation, cellular component: cohesin complex. NCBI's taxonomy places the organism in Eukaryota, Viridiplantae, Streptophyta, Magnoliopsida, Apiales, Apiaceae. Bases 1 to 996 code for a protein of 331 amino acids. The record is from RefSeq and is a predicted model, not a curated record.